GCAGUUACGUUAAUUCCUUCGUUUUGAAAAUUUCAUAACAAGUGUCGAGUUGCCUUUAAAGCUCAUCAGCUUACAAUAAUGAACCUUUCAUCGGCAAUCAUGUUAAUUUUACUGAUUCUACCGCUGAUCACCUUGUGUAAUGGCACCAGUAACAAGAGCAGCAAACCAGUCGACAUCAGACCUGCCUCACAAUGCUGUUGCGGACAAUCAGGGACAAAUGGUAUCCCUGGGAUGCAUGGUAUGGCAGGACCUCCUGGGGCACCUGGCCGUGAUGGACGUGACGGAACCAAAGGAAAAUCGGGCAGUCCUGGAAACUCUGGGCCCCAAGGACCUCCUGGCCCUCAAGGAAGUAAAGGUUCAAAAGGAAAGCCUGGUGUCCAAGGCCCUAAAGGCCAAAAAGGACAGCGAGGAGAGAAAGGCGAGAGUGGAAAUCCAGGGGCGACUCAGCUUUCCUCACAUAUGAACUGGAAAGAAUGUACAUGGAAGAGAGGCGACGGCAAAGACUCGGGAGUAAUCCAAAACUGCGAGUUCAUGAAGAACUUCACAGACACUUCCCUCCAUGUCUACUUUGCUGGUACCCUCAGGAUUUAUGGAUGUGACGGUUGCUGUAGCCGUUGGUAUUUCACCUUCAAUGGCGCCGAGUGCAGCUCUCCUGGCCCGAUUGAAGGCGCGUUCUUCAUGCGAACCGGCAAAAACCACGAUCUUCAUCGCCACCGCCAUAUUGAAGGUCACUGUAGCAACAUUCACAAGGGAAAGGUGCGAGUGGGAUUCUGGGUUGGAAAGUGUGUUUCUGGCCAUAAGAGUGCUGACGCGUAUACCGGCUGGCAAUCAAUGUCCCGGAUCUUCAUUGAAGAGGUGCCAAAGCCUCAGCACUCAUCACCUUACAAUUAUGAACCUUUCAUCGACAAUCCUGUUAAUUUUACUAAUUAUACCGCUGAUCACCAUCCCCUUUCUCAGUGUUAUAGCGGACAACCAGGGACAAAUGGUAUCCCUGGGAUGCAUGGUAUGGCAGGACCUCCUGGGGCACCUGGCCGUGAUGGACGUGACGGAACCAAAGGAGAGCGGGGACGUCCGGGAAACACUGGGCCCAAAGGACCUCCUGGCCCUCAAGGAAGCAAAGGUUGGAAGGGAGAGCCUGGUAUCCAGGGUCCUACAGGCCAAAAGGGACAGCGAGGAGAGAACGGCGAGAGUGGAAAUCCAGGUGUGUCUCAGCUUUCCUCGCAUAUGAACUGGAAAGAAUGUACAUGGAAGAGAGAAGACGACAAAGACUCAGGAGUGAUCCAAAACUGCGAGUUCAUGAAGAACUUCACAGACACUUCCCUUCACGUCUAUUUUGCUGGUAACCUCAGGAUUUAUGGAUGUGACAAAUGCUGUAGCCGUUGGUAUUUCACCUUCAACGGCGCCGAAUGCAGAUCUCCUGGCUCUAUUGACGGCGCAUUCUACAUGGAAACCGGCAAGGGUCGGAAUCUUUUUCGUCACCGCCAUAUUGAAGGUCACUGUAACAACAUUCACCAGGGAAAGGUGCGAGUGGGAUUCUGGGUUGGUAGAUGCAUCAAAGCCUAUAAAAAUGCGGAUGCUCACACGGGCUGGCCCACAAUGUCCCGGAUCUUCAUUGAAGAGGUGCCAAAGGCUCAGCAGUAA
Molecule: messenger RNA, 1641 nt
Organism: Stylophora pistillata
Lineage: Eukaryota; Metazoa; Cnidaria; Anthozoa; Scleractinia; Pocilloporidae
Product: collagen triple helix repeat-containing protein 1
Source: RefSeq, a predicted model, not a curated record